Messenger RNA from Clupea harengus (Atlantic herring), 2832 nucleotides. RefSeq lists its product as uncharacterized. The record is from RefSeq and is a predicted model, not a curated record. Lineage: Eukaryota; Metazoa; Chordata; Actinopteri; Clupeiformes; Clupeidae.
AGCAACCUCUCUGAAGCUGAAGAGACAGUUCUCCAGAGACACUCUGAAGAUCUACAACUGAUUUCAAACAGAUCACUGCUGUCUGCUGUAGCUUUUCCUCGUUCCAGAAUACAUCGGUAAGAAACGUGAACAAUCCUAGGAAAGUAAACCAUGGCAUCCACUCAGAUCAUUAAGGCAAAAAAGUCUCUCACCACUGCAAGUAAGCUCCGUGAAGACACUCAAAUGAUCAUGCAGCCCUACGCCAACUGGGAAGAGCACUUGACUCCAGCUCCUCUGUCAAUUACUGUCCUGGGAGAGUUAAUAUUUAUAUCCUCCAAAGAUGAUUUCUCUAUCAACCAAAAUCCACCAAAGAAUGGAUUCCAGUUCAUCAAGUACCCCAAUUCAUUCAGAGCGUGUCUCAUGCAAGUGUGCAAUGCUGGAUGGUAUGCUUUUAAUGAAGCACACACCAGUAUGGACCAGAUUAGACUCCACACUGCAAACGUGCCACAAUAUGUCAGAACGGCUACUGAGGUUAUUCUCAAGAAUGAUGAAAGACUUUUUCAAGCUGUCCUGCCAGACACCUUAGCUAACAUUGACAACAUAGCCAGUGAAUGUAUGCGGCUGUCCAGCUGUACCAAGGACAGGUUUGAGAUGGUCAUUUCAUUGGUUCAUGAGAUCCUUGAAGCAAGUACGAGUGCAAAAGAAGUUUACACUGAAGAUCUCAAGAAUGUAACACAAAAGAUGGAAGAAAAUGAAGUCCGCAAGGAGUCAAAGAUGGAAACAGACAAAAGAACAGCAGAGGACUUAAAGAACUAUAAGUCUAAACUGGAUGCUGCUGAGAAGCUGUUCGACAAAGCAAUGAAGUCAAUGCCAAGCGGAUGGGACAUGAUUGGGAUGAAUCUGGUAGAGGGACUCGCAGAGAGUCUUACUACUCUAGUUUCUGGCGUAACCAAUUUAGUGACCUUCAACUUUGAUAAAAUGGUAGGCAAGGAAGGCAAAGGCAAAGGCUCAGCACAGAAACCAGGCACAGAAAAGGAGAAGAUGGAUUUAUACUUUGCAGUGAAGGAUGUGUAUGAACAGGCAGGCACCAUCCAGAAAUUGGCUGAGCAAUUGAAGGGUCUGACGGCAGAAAGCAAAAUUGAUUGGGUAGGCUUGUAUGACCAGAAAGAUAAAAAAGCAAAGAGUGAUUACACAAAAGGAAUGUUCGAGGAAGUGAAAAACAUCAUUACCUCAUUUAAAGGCUCAGAUGCAAAAACUACAGCACUAGAAAUCUGCGGAAAAGGCAUAUCCAUUUGCACAGAGAUGGCAAGUAUUGCCCCCGAAGGAGAAUGUGAAGCCUCAAAAGAACAACAGCUGAUCGAAGAAAUUGCAAAACUGCAUGAACAAGCUCAGACCUUCAACGCAAAAGGCAAACAAGUCACUAAGACAACACCUUUUUCCCAGACACCACCAGGGCUAGCCCAAGCACAAGGUAAGAAGUCAGCAGCAACGUUUGCUGCAGAAAAUGCAAGAGUCCAGAUAGAGGAGACCAGAAAAGCCUUGGACACUGCUAGACAAAUGUACAGCACAGCCGUGGAGAGAUUUGAGAAGAACAAAGAGGAGUUGACUGAAAUUUUGGUCACUCUGAAGAACUGUGAUGUCAAGAAGAUAGAUUUUAAGACAACCUUGGAGAUUCUAGCUCAGGGUCUUACUGCCCUGGGAAAAGUGAAGGAGCAGUGGGAGAAGAUGGUGCGUUUCUUUCAAAUAGUGUCAACCAUCAUUAAAGCCUCCAUGAAUACUGCCAUGAAAUCGUUCACAGGAGCAGCCAAACAGGCCUCUGAGUACUCUAACAGCGCCUUCCUGAAGGACAUGGUCUACAGCCAAGCAUUCCAAGUCUCCAACGUUGCCAGUCUGGUGAACAUGAUUUCAAGCACAUACACUGAAGUGUCUGAGAAGUACAUCAUGGAUAGGGUCAGCAGCCUAGGAAGACUCAUGGCCCUGGAUCAGAACAGUCCAGAGUUUGACGUGGAGCGUAAACAAUUACAAGACGGUUGUGUGGAAGCCCAGCGUGGUAUACUAGCCCUGGUCCAGAAGAACAAGACUGACUUCAACCUGAAGACAGAGGAACGUAUGGUCCACCUUGACGAGCUGCGGGCUCUGUUACCCCCACCUACAAAAGAGGAAGAGGAGAAAGUCAAGCGGAUCGUCGACUCGCCUCCUGAGGAGGUCGACCAGUUUGCCUAAAAAUUCACUUCUGAGGGAGAAAGAAGACAAAGUCUUUCGCAAGGCGCCCUGAUGACAUUUCUAUUCUAUUUCUAUAAAUCUGUAAUGUUUUUCUUUUCUGUGCAAGAAUGCUAGCUUUUUUAUCCUCAUUUUCUCAAACGUGUAUACUAGAGACAACUCGAGGCAGAGUUGAAGGUGAAAGAGUCUGUAGUGAACUAGACAUAUGUAAUUCCAAAAUGGGGGAAAUCCUCUAAUUGAUGGAUGAGGGAAAAAAAACCUGUAUCAAUUGAGUGAUCAGGACUCAACCCAGCUGUGAUACUGGAACCUUAAAGUUUGUGAAAAUCAUCAGCUCUUUGCUUGACAACCAAAGAGAAAUAAAAUAGGAGAACUAACCCUGUUAUUUACCAAAGAAGAACUUGUCCAGCUUUAAGUUUUUUGACGCAUGGAGUUGAAAAUGUACCUGAUUUUUAAAUAACUGCUCAUUGUUAUAUUCAUUACAUUCAUCUCAAUUUAAUUAAUCCAUUGUUUUCUGUUGUAUUUCAAUGUCUGUUUGUGUGCUUGUCAGGGUUCCUUUUUAUCCUUUUUGAAGCUUUUUGAAGAAUGGUUACAUUGUCAAACUUUGACAGCAAAAAUAAAUGUGCCAUUAUAUAA